Messenger RNA from Parnassius apollo (apollo), 303 nucleotides. The record is from the annotation of a GenBank genome assembly. NCBI's taxonomy places the organism in Eukaryota, Metazoa, Arthropoda, Insecta, Lepidoptera, Papilionidae.
AUGCCUUCGUGUGCAUUGAGAUAUUGUUUAAACAACUCGAGAAACAUAAUUAAAAGUCAAGGAGUGACUUUUCACCAGUUUUGUCGGUCGUGUCAUGACACAAGAGAAUCAUGGAUAAAAUUUGUUCAGAAGAAUCGCAGCAAAGCAGAUUAUUCAUGCAUAUGUUCCGUGCAUUUCAAAGAAAACGACAAAUAUACCACAAAAACAGGAAGAGUAUACUUAAAGAAAUCUGCAGUACCAUGUGAUAAUGUAAUUAUAUUAUUAUAUAACAUUGCUGAAAUUUUUGUUAUAUUUUGUGAUUAG